AUGAAGGGCAUAGUUUCGCAAUCCGUUAAGGAAGUCCUUCAGAGCCUCGUCGAUGAUGGCUUGGUACAAGCAGACAAGAUUGGCUCAUCAAACUUCUUCUGGAGCUUUCCUUCGCAGCGAGGUGCCAUGAUGCAACAUCGGCUGACUGCUGUGAAGGAGAGCCAAGCGUCCUACCGCUCCCAAAUCAAAGAACUUCAUACCGCAAUAGAGAUGGAGACGGCAGCAAGACCUGGCAGUACCGAGAGAAACGCAUCGCUGUCCCGACUAUCAGCCGCUCAGAAAGAAUUGGAAGGGCUGGUAACCGAACUCGCACAGUACGGCGCAUGUGAUCCUGUCAAAGUGGAAGAGAAGAAGCGUGCAGUGAUGCUUGCGAAGGAGGCUGCAGUGCGCUGGACCGAUAACUAUGUUCUGUUGCUCGGGCAUUUCACCCGGCAAAGUUGUGUCGAACCUAGCGAGAUCAAAAAGUACCUUGGUGUCGACGAUGACUAUGAGGAUAUAUGUUGA
Molecule: messenger RNA, 504 nt
Organism: Fomitopsis serialis
Lineage: Eukaryota; Fungi; Basidiomycota; Agaricomycetes; Polyporales; Fomitopsidaceae
Product: meiotic nuclear division protein 1
Exons: 6
Coding region: 1-504 (167 amino acids)
Biological process (GO): reciprocal meiotic recombination
Molecular function (GO): double-stranded DNA binding
Source: RefSeq, a predicted model, not a curated record